Molecule: messenger RNA, 3132 nt
Organism: Lagopus leucura (white-tailed ptarmigan)
Lineage: Eukaryota; Metazoa; Chordata; Aves; Galliformes; Phasianidae
Gene: IRAK4
Product: interleukin 1 receptor associated kinase 4
Exons: 11
Coding region: 709-1920 (403 amino acids)
Biological process (GO): protein phosphorylation; signal transduction
Molecular function (GO): protein serine/threonine kinase activity; ATP binding; magnesium ion binding
Source: RefSeq, a predicted model, not a curated record
CCGUCCCGUGACGUAACCGCGUUCACUGCUGCUGGAUUGGCAUCCCUGUGUCUAACGCGUGUGCCUGGGCAGCCUGCGUGCACAGCAGUGCUCAGAACAUAUCUCACACGGUGCUUCCUGACGGAACUCUCGUAGUUCCUCUCUAGUUUGCUUUUGACAUAAGCGAGACUUGUCUUGCCAGGCUGAGAGAGCUGCGGCUGUUCAGCCUGGAGAGGAGAAGGCUGCGGGGAGAUCUGAGGACAGCCUGUCGGUGUCCGAAGGGGCUGUGAGAAAGGAGGGGACCGGCUCUUCAGCGGGGUCUGUGGUGAUAGGACGAGGGGAAAUGGUGUCAGACGUAAUGAGGGGAGACGUCUCAUCCGCGGAGACAUUCGGUGUCAGGCUGGGCAUGGCGCUGAGCAGCCUGCUCUGGCCGUGGGUGUCCCUGUUCAGGGCAGGGCAGGUCUGUGGAUGGUCUAUGAGAGUCCAUUCCAACUCAAACGGUUCUAUGAGAGCCACAGAGAACUGACUGAGGAAAUCUGAAUAAGCUCCACAGGCUAUUUGCUGUGGACAAAUGUAGAAUGUGUACUUUUACCCAAGUCUGCAUUUGUUUGGUGUUAUUUUGUGUAUGGGGAGUUGUAGUUGUGUUUUCUGUAUGUCUGUAUGUAGCAGUACUUCUCCUGUACUGCUGAAGUACCAUUCAUUACAUGGAGAUUUGAAGCAUUUGUGCAGAUGGGAAAGAGUCCCACAUGUGAAUUGCUUUAUGACUGGGGAACAACAAAUUGUACAGUUGGUGACCUUGUGGAUCUGCUGAUUAGGAACCAGUUUCUGGCACCAGCAAGUCUUUUGCUUCCAGAAGCUGUCGGGAUGGCACAAGAAGUUACAUUACCUCUUUCUUCACAGGAAACUUUGCCUGUACAUGAGAAGCAACAGCCUAUACAGGAAAAAGAAGUAACAUCUGUAAAGCCUGUUUUGUCUCAGAAUACAGAGAAGCAACCUUCAGUCCCUCCAUGUUUAAGCCAAGAAAACAGCAACGCGCAGUCUAGUAACACAGAUUUCCACAAUUUUCGCUUUCACGACUUGGAAAGUGUUACAAAUAAUUUUGAUGAACGACCAGAAUCAGCUGGAGGAAAUAAGCUGGGGGAAGGUGGCUUUGGCAUUGUGUUCAAAGGCUACAUCAAUGGCAGAAAUGUGGCUGUCAAGAAACUUGCUGCUGUGGUUGAUGUGAGUGCACAGGAUUUGAAACAGCAAUUUGAUCAAGAAAUAGAAAUUAUGGCAAAGUGUAAACAUGAAAAUCUAGUAGAAUUGCUUGGUUUCUCAAGUGAUGGUGCUCAGCCCUGUUUGGUGUAUGAAUACAUGCCCAAUGGUUCGCUGCUUGACAGACUUGCUUGUCUGGAUGGCACUCCACCAAUUUCUUGGAAUACAAGGUGUGAAAUUGCUCAAGGUACUGCCAGUGGCAUCAACUUUUUGCAUGACAAUAAUCAUAUUCACAGAGACAUUAAAAGUGCAAAUAUCUUAUUGACUGAGACGUACGUGCCCAAAAUUUCCGACUUUGGACUUGCAAGAGCAUCAGUAACGUUCACGCGAACCAUCAUGACAGACAGAGUUGUGGGAACAGCAGCCUAUAUGGCACCUGAAGCUCUGCGAGGAGAAAUAACUCCUAAAUCUGAUAUCUUCAGCUUUGGGGUAGUCUUACUAGAAGUAAUAACAGGUUUGCCACCAGUAGAUGAAAACCGGGAGCCACAGUUACUGUUAAGUAUCAAGGAUGAAAUUGAGGAUGAGGAGGCGACAAUAGAGGAUUAUGUUGAUGUAAAGAUGAGUGACUGGGAUGCAGCUUCAGUUCAUAAGAUGUAUUCACUUGCUGAUCAGUGUCUGAAUGAGAAAAAAAACAGGAGGCCAAACAUUCAGAUGGUCCAGCAGUAUUUACAAGAGAUAAAAACGUGACAUGCAUUUCUGAUACACCUGUUGUCUAAAUGGAGUGCAGACCAGGAGCAAGUAGAGAAUUGUAUUAGCACUUACUGUGACAUGAUCAGCCUUUCUGCUUCCCAGAACUUUCUGGUCCACAUAUGAGACAUGCAGGUGGCUUGUCACCACACUAUUUUUUAUUUUUUUAUUUCUUUUUACUAACUGGGCACCUUUUCAUACAUCUAUAGCCACAGGACCUUCAACAUGAGAAAGCCUUUUUUCUUUUCUUUUGGUAUAAACAAACUGCCUUGCUGAUACAGCCUCUAAUAGGUUUUUAAGCACAUUUCUGUAUUACCAUCUCUCUGACUUCUCCUUGCCACGUAUCAAGUAUCUUCAGCAAAGCAAUGUGGUAGUAACAAGGUGGAUGUUUUUCUGCAAUUUUUUUUUCUUGAGAAGACCUCCUAGACCUUUCUUUACUGAACACAAAAACGUUUAGUAGACGUAAAUGGCACUUGUGUUAUCUUGUUGGCAGAAGGCAAUAGCAGUACCCACAUUUAAACAAACUUAGCAUUUUAGCUUGAGAGUUCAUAUUAGUGUGAACAAACCGGUGACACCCAUGAAUGUGACUGUUUUUUAGAAAGCCUUCUCGGGGUUUGUUUCAUUCAAAUAAGUGCUGCAGAACAUCUGUUAGGUUUCGAGGUUUUGCAGGCAGAGCAAUUACAUCACAGUGCAAAUGCAGAAAUGUGUGGCUUUCUUCUGGUCAGCUCUGCUGGUGAACCUUUUAAUCAUUGUUCAUAGGAAGACUUACAGUUACUUCUUCUUUUAUGUGUCAGGAGAAGAGUCCAUGUGAGACACUGCAAAUAUUGAUGGUUUAUUUUGUUAAAGGAGUCAAAUGUUAGGACUAAUUCUGCAUUCUCCUUAGUCAAAUCAUUAAGCUCUUACAUGUAUGUAUAUUAAUGAAGUAUAAAAAUACACAAAAUUACUGCAGAAAGCUUUUCGUGUUUGGGGUUUUUUGUUUUUGUUUGGGUGGUUUCUGUUUGUAUGGCUUUAUUUAAAGAUUGACAUAUCAAAGCAGAUUCAAAAUUGAAGUGAAUAAGAUUCUAGAUACUUUGGACCAGCAGACUACUGCUCAGCUACUCAGUGGGAGGUUGUUUUCACAUAAUGUAUUUUCUGGACCUCAAAUGCUGGAAGGAGAAAAAAAAAACUGCUGGAAAUGAGAAUAAAAUCUGUUUAAGUAAUUCUUUAAACAAC